Fraxinus pennsylvanica is the source of this 1140-nucleotide messenger RNA. The record is from the annotation of a GenBank genome assembly. Lineage: Eukaryota; Viridiplantae; Streptophyta; Magnoliopsida; Lamiales; Oleaceae.
AUGGCAUCCACAGCCAGCCUCUCACUGAUUCUCAGUCUUCUAGUUUUAAGCAUAUCCCCAUUACUAGCUGAUUAUUAUUCAAACCAGAAAGUCAUGAAUGUUAUAGACUCUUGUUGGCGGGGAAAAGCCAAUUGGGUGGCCAACCGCCAUGCACUAGCGGAUUGCGCUGUAGGCUUUGGCAGAAACGCUAUCGGAGGAAAGAAAGGGGCGAUUUAUGUGGUAACGAAUCCAUCGGAUGAUCCUGCUAAUCCUAAACCAGGCACACUCCGGUACGGUGUGAUCCAAUCAAAGCCAUUGUGGAUUAUCUUUGCAAAAGACAUGGUAAUUACUCUUAGAAAUGAGCUUAUGAUAAACAGUUUUAAGACCAUUGAUGGGAGAGGGGUGAAAGUGGAAAUCGCUUAUGGUCCAUGCAUUACAAUACAAUAUGUUAGUCAUGUUAUUAUACAUGGGAUUAGCAUUCAUGAUUGUAAGCCGGGAAAGUCCGGCCUUGUUCGGAACAGCCCGACCCAUGUCGGCCACCGCAGAGGCUCUGAUGGGGACGCCAUCGAUAUAUUUGGCUCGACUGAUAUAUGGAUUGACCACUGUUUCCUUUCGCACAGCGCCGAUGGCCUAAUUGAUGUAAUCCAUGCUUCAACUGCCAUAACCAUCUCUAACAACUUCUUUUCCCAACAUGACAAAGUUAUGUUAUUUGGGCACGACGAUAAGAAUACAGAGGACAAAGUUAUGAAAGUGACAGUUGCGUUCAAUCAUUUUGGCCCUGGUUUAGUUCAAAGGAUGCCAAGGGUCAGGCUAGGUUACUCUCAUGUGGCCAACAAUAGAUAUGAUGCGUGGGAAAUGUAUGCUAUUGGUGGCAGUGCUAAUCCAACCAUUUUUAGUGAAGGAAAUUACUACAUGGCUCCCAAAAACGCUUAUUCAAAACAAAUUACAAAGAGAGAGGUCAAGAAUGGGUGGAAGAACUGGAAAUGGAGAUCAUCCAAGGACAGAUUUGUGAGUGGAGCUUAUUUUAUUCAAUCAGGAUGGGGAAGUACUGCACCUGGUUACACUAAGUUGCAGGCGUUUCCGGUCGCGGAUGGGUCAAAGGCGCUAGCUCUAACGUCUGAUGCAGGCCCUUUGAGAUGCAGUAGUACUAAAGCUUGUUGA